CAAAUCUGCAAUAAAGCGUCUGCUGAUCCAGAAUGGAUCCGAUGGCACUACAAUCCCAAGUCUAAAUCGGCCACACAAAGUCAAGACUGGUCCCACUAUUACGCAGGAAACAGGCACAGCGACAUUGGCAUUAUGCGUAGAGCUUCAUCUUCAGAACGUAUGUCCCUUGGACCCCUUAGAGUGAAAAACGAUGACAACGGGCGAGCUAGGAGUCGACCAUCUGUGGGCAGCCGGUCUUCCUUUGGCGGUCGACCAUCUAUAUCUGGCACAGGCAAAAGAUCUGGUCUACCAAUGCCAUGCUUCGCUCAGAAGAAAAACAGGUUAUCAUCUUCCACUCCCAGAAAAAGCAACAUUGGUCUUCGGAAUGCUUCUGGACCUCUGAAGGAUCCACGGCCUAUAUCUGACAGAGCCUUCCAACAGAAAUGUAUACGAACAGUUAUGGAUUUUUUGACAGGGAAUCACUUCCAGAAUAACAUCACUCCAAAAGUGCUGCAGUCUCCAACAUCUAAAGACUUCUACAAAUUGUUUGAGUUUGUGGUUGGGUUCAUCAUCCCGAAGUACAAGGUGCCUCAGAAGCCUGAGGAGGAGAUACCCCGGCUCCUCAAGCAGCUUGGCUACCCGUUCCUCAUAUCGAAGACAUCCAUGUUCGCAAUUGGCUCCCCGCAUACCUGGCCCUCCCUCCUGGCAGCCCUUGUCUACCUCAUAGACAACAUCAAUAUCAUAAUGAAUCUGUCAGAGUUUUCCAUGGAGUCCAUGCUGUUCCCCAGUGAUGAUUUUGAAACCAAAUCUGAAAGCCUGGUGCUGUUCCAGUUUGUGUCCAAGUCGUACACAUCAUACAUGAACGAGAGAGAUGAGUAUGAGGAGGAGAUAGCAGACCUCCGGUUGGCUCUCAGGGAGACUAUCCUGGGCUCCACUGGUAUUGAUGGCCUGGUGGAGGAGAACAGACACCUGGAGGAGCAGCUGGCCUUGCUGGAGCAAGACUCAGACCGGCUGGAGGGUAGCAAACAGAAGCUGUCGCUGAUGCAACUGGAUGAGGAGCGUAUCCGGGGUUAUGUGAGUGAACUGGAUGCUCACAGGAGAGAACAAGAGCUGCAGCUAACAGAGGCAGACGAGCAAUGUCAGAGGCUAGAGGCAGAGUUGCAGGCUGAGGAGCUGGAGAUAGAGCGUAUGAAGGAGAUAGAGAGGAAGCAGGAGUUCUCACAGGAAGAUGUGGAGAGGAUACACCUCAAAGGUAGAGAGUUGCGGCGCCAGAAGGAGGAGCUUGAGCGUUCCAUACAGAGGAUGAACGAGGACAUCUGGAAGACUGAGAUCAGCCUCUCCAAGGAACUAGAGGAGUGCGAGUCCAAAUGUCAGCAAUACAACAAGAUAGCCCAGGCCCUUAAGCUGAUACCAAUCACAGCAGAGCAUUCGUGUGGCAUAGACUACGAGAUGAAGAAACCCAUGUACAGCGAUGUCAAUGACUUCCAUUUCACAGUCAAGCCUGCAUUGAUGACACUGAAGGCACAGUGCUUCCAGUCAGCAAAUGAGAAAGAAUCUGAAAGGAUGAAGGCAAAUGAGCAGCUUGAACAGGUGACUGAACAUCUGAGUGACGCUCAGAAUGAGUUAACUCUACUGGAGAGCAAGUUCAAGAGGGCGGAAGAUGAAGUGGAAACCAAACGACAGUUUAACCAGAAGCAGUUGGAGACGCUCCAGCAGAAGUGUGAGGACCUACAGACAGACAUUGUGCAGCUAAACGACCACUCCACACUCACACUGGGCGGCCUGGACAACGAGAUCAAGAGGCUCAGACAUUGGGAAGAGCAGGAGAAGCAGAAAGCCAAAAACCACCUUGACCAGUAUGUCACUUUCCACUCGGAUGCACUUAAAGAAUUCAUGGAUAAUGCAGAGUUCAUGCAGAACCAGCUGACUGCAGCUGAUGAGGCCUCUCAGAGAGAGUUGGAGAGGGUGGAGGCCAUUGCCAGAGCUGCUGGAAUUGAUCUUAGCACCAUUUGAGCUUCUUGGACUGCAUGCAGGGAUUAAUAACAGCAGUAUUUGAGCAUUAGGGAUUGCAGCAACUUCUGCACUAUUUUCAUAAGGGCUGGUGUUUGUGCUCUGUCAUGUCAGUGUCAAAGGAACAAUAUGGUCCUCUUGUUUAAUGUCAACAUUCAUUCAUAUUUCAUGUUUCUGUGUUUUUGGUCUUGCUAAUCUUUAGUAUUGUAUACUCUUUCCAAUCUUUGUAUUUCAUUCAUUACUGAUGCUUUCCUCUGCUCUUUAUGUGUGCAUAGUUUUUGUAUAGCAACUGUACAUACUGGAUGAACUACAAAACAAAAUUAAAAAUUACAAUUUACAA
Dreissena polymorpha is the source of this 2329-nucleotide messenger RNA. RefSeq names its product kinetochore protein NDC80 homolog. NCBI's taxonomy places the organism in Eukaryota, Metazoa, Mollusca, Bivalvia, Myida, Dreissenidae. Bases 133 to 1992 code for a protein of 619 amino acids. The record is from RefSeq and is a predicted model, not a curated record. Gene Ontology annotation, biological process: attachment of mitotic spindle microtubules to kinetochore. Gene Ontology annotation, cellular component: Ndc80 complex. The transcript is spliced from 17 exons.